Funneliformis geosporum is the source of this 801-nucleotide messenger RNA. NCBI's taxonomy places the organism in Eukaryota, Fungi, Glomeromycota, Glomeromycetes, Glomerales, Glomeraceae. The record is from the annotation of a GenBank genome assembly.
AUGUAUAUACCAAAACGUAUGCCAGACUGCAAUUAUUUUAGGAAUCUGUGGUGGAAUAAAGGGGAAUUUAACCCAAAAGCAAAGUGGGAAGCAGUAACUCUCCCGUAUAAACUUGCUGUUGGAGUUACAUUUGAUGAGUUUGUACGCCGCUCGGAAGAAUCCAAUGCUCACGGCUGUUGGGAGUGGACUAAUGGUGAUGUUAUGGUCUACGAGUGGCCAUCAGAGCCACAUGAAAUUUGUAUCAGAACGAUAUAUGAUGAACUAUUGAAAGCUUGUAUUUCCGUAAUAAGGACAAAUGCAAGGAUCUAUAGUCUUGGAUCAAGUACAACUCGUGCCAAUGGUGAAGGAAAAGAAGCUGACGAUUCAUAUAGACCAAAAAAAAUACUCGCAAUUCCUCCAAAUGGGAGUGAUCGAUACAACUGCCCUUGGCCAAAUGUUAUUGUCGAGAUUGCGUAUUCAGAGUCAAUAGAUCAUGUUACAAAAAAAGUGAAUGAAUACUGGCUUCGCCCUAAUCGUGAAAGGCCUUCUCGUAUGAGAGCAUGGCAUUAUUGCGUUCUCGAUAGAGUAACAAGAAAUAUUUUUCCAGCUAGGACUACGUUUGAAUUCGGCAUGCAAAACGGUAAUGGAGCACCAUUAAAUAUCCAACCUGGUUCGUGUGUUAUCAACAUUAAACUAGACUGUCUGUACCAUGAUUUAGAUCCUAGUAUACAAAUCCCUCGAAAUACUCUUUCAGAUCCAAUUACUUUGGAUUUCUUUUAUGUUCAACAAGCAAUUGUAGAAGUUUUUAUGGGUAGGGAUUAA